Messenger RNA from Sporothrix brasiliensis 5110, 1593 nucleotides. Its product is annotated as dhhc zinc finger membrane protein. The transcript has a single exon. Gene Ontology annotation, cellular component: endoplasmic reticulum membrane; Golgi apparatus; endoplasmic reticulum. Gene Ontology annotation, biological process: peptidyl-L-cysteine S-palmitoylation; protein targeting to membrane. Gene Ontology annotation, molecular function: protein-cysteine S-palmitoyltransferase activity. The record is from RefSeq and is a predicted model, not a curated record. The coding region runs from base 1 to 1593 and encodes 530 amino acids. Lineage: Eukaryota; Fungi; Ascomycota; Sordariomycetes; Ophiostomatales; Ophiostomataceae.
AUGACCAUUCCAACAGGCCCGUCCAAACUCGGCAUGCACCUCAUCGCCAUCCCAGCCGCCGUCUCCCUCAUCAUCUUCCUGGGCUACAGCUCACAAUGGCUCUUCCACACGGCCUCGUCCCUCGAACCGGGGCCGCUCUCCACCACCGAAUCCGUCGUUUUCAACACCCUCCUCGGCUGCCUUUGGCUGUCCUACUUCCGAGCAUGCAUAACCAACCCCGGCCGCUACGUCUUUGACAACCCCGGCGCAUCCGACGAAGAGUCCAAAACAGCGCCAAAAUCAACAACCGCACCCACUCAGUCCUCCGAGGCUGCCAACGUGCCCGAGCGCCCCGGUUCUUCCUCAUCCUCGGGCUCCUCCUCUCACUCACCAACGGCCGGCGUACGCUGGUGCCGUAAAUGCGACGCCCCAAAGCCGGCCCGUUCCCAUCACUGCCGCCACUGCCGACGGUGUAUCCCCAAGAUGGACCACCACUGCCCCUGGACCGGCAACUGUGUGUCCAUGCAGACCUUCCCACACUUUUUGCGCUUCGUCGUCUUCACCAACCUCUCAUUGUGGAUGGCCGCGUACCUAAUCGGCCGCCGCUUCUAUUUUUUGUAUGCCCAGCGCUACCUGCCGGCCUACCUAGGCCCGACUCUGGCGCAGCUGAUCCACCUAACCAUUCUCGGCCUCGUCUGCGCCGGCACCACCCUUGCGUUGUCCAUCAUGCUGUACACUACCCUGCAUUCGUGGAUGUUCAACGCCACAAUGAUUGAGGGCUGGGAGAUCGAGCGUCACGAGGCUGUUGUGGACCGCUACAGCUCCACCAAUGCGGACGGCAGCUGGUGGGACGACGAUGACGAGGACGGCGAUGAGGAUGAGGAUGAGCACGAUGCUUACGGCGGCAAUGACAACAAGACCGAGGACGGCAAUAGCGAUGAUGAAGAUCGCACCGCCAGGCGCGAACGAAAAGCCCGCAAGGCCGCCGCCCUUCGUAUGCGCGUCGAGUUCCCCUACGAUCUCGGCAUCUUUAACAACAUGGCGCAGGCCAUGGGCACCCGCAAUUUCCUAUUAUGGUUUGUGCCCUUUGCCAGUGGUCCCAAGAUCGCCACCGGCCGCAGCGCCUCCGGUGCCGGCUGGGACUGGCCAGAAAACGGCUUCAAUGAACGCACGGGGAUGUGGCCGCCGCCCGACCCAGAGAAGCUGCGCCAUGCGGCCGCGCAGGGCAACUGGGCCGCCACCGGCACUGGCGGUCCCAAUUAUGGGGCUUCCAUGUCUACGGCCUUUGCUUCUGGCCGUGACGACGGCAUCCGGCAGUGGGGCACGCCUGAAGAAGAGAAGGCUGCCUUCCAGGCCCGCCAGGAAGCCGAUUUCCGGAGGCGACGCACGCAGAUCACUGGGCCUGUUCGCCAGGUCGGGUCCGACGACGAGUUUGAACAGGGCAUGGACGGCGAGCCGGGCUGGACCAACGCGGACGGUGACCGCUUGCGAGACUAUGGCGUGGACGAAGAGGCCGAGAACGAUGAGGAUGUGCCCAUUGCGACACUUCUACAGCAGCGGGAUGCUAAAGCAAAAAUCGGUGCAGUGGCGGCUCAGAGCAAAAAGAAGCGGUGA